AUGGUCCGAUCCAGAUCACUCCAAAACAGAAAAGCAAGGUAUCAAAAACGACAGGAUGUCGCUGCCGAGGAACAAGCGACCAAGACCAUAUCUGUACAAACUCAAACGGUCGAAAUUGACGCAGCAGCAGGAGGAAACCUACCCACUCCUUCAUCGAUUUUAGAUAAUCCCACAGGUGGAAUGGGGCAAUUGAAAUUGGCUAUGAUGUGGGAGACGAUCAAUGAAUUCUAUACGGAAAUUGGAAAGAUGACUGAGAAAUGCUUGAUACCUGCCGAUGAUCCUUCUCAGAAGUUUUGUGAGACAUUGUUAAAUGGUGAGAUACUUGGUGGGGCCAAUGGAGAUGGUACUUCCACUCCGAAUUCGAGUUCGAGUUCUGCUAGUGUUGCUGGUAGUACGUCAAGUGCGGAGACUGUUGAUCAGUCAGCUUCAGCCACUGCCACAGCAACAGCUACCGAGGGAGGUAUCGCCUCUUCCUCUGAGACCAGCUCUUCAGAAACGGUCUUAACAUCAACCGAUAUCCCACCUACCACCCUAUCCGAAGUCCCUUCAUCAACAACGAGCUCAGCAUUGGUCGAAGCGACAGACUCGGCUAGUAUCUCGGAUAUUGCUUUAUCUUCAGGAUCAGCCGAAAGCGGUAUCCUAACUGUAAACUUUACUGUCCAACCUGCCACUCCAUCCUCCUCAGAUGCAGCCGUAGAAGCUGCCUCUGAAGCUGCAGAUACGGUAAGUAUCCCGGGUCAACAACUCCAAGUACGCGCCAUAGGUCUAGGUGUAUUAGGUGGUCUAGCAGGUAUAGCCAUCCUUGUUGUCUUGUAUGUGACUUACCAGCGAAGGAAGUUUAAGAAACAGUUUAGAAGUAGGAAAUUGGCUGAGGAUGCUGCUCCGAUGGCAGUGGGGAAAAAUUAUGGAUCCGCGUAA
Kwoniella mangroviensis CBS 8507 is the source of this 918-nucleotide messenger RNA. RefSeq lists its product as uncharacterized. The coding region runs from base 1 to 918 and encodes 305 amino acids. NCBI's taxonomy places the organism in Eukaryota, Fungi, Basidiomycota, Tremellomycetes, Tremellales, Cryptococcaceae. The record is from RefSeq and is a predicted model, not a curated record. The transcript is spliced from 5 exons.